CGCUGCUGGGCGCGGGCGUGUGCGUGCGCGGCGGCUGCGCGCGCGCGGGCCGGGCGGGCUCGCUGCGCGCCGCCUACCGCGCCGUGCCGCAGGCGUCCACGUCGCGCGACCGCGCCUUAUAGUGACCGCCGUCGUCCACCGACUUCUAGUCGGUGCCGUGAGUGUAGUGUGUAGUGGCGCCCCACGACUGAAACACGUUUUUUAAACCUAUUUCGAUGAAACCCCAAUUUUCUAGACCGGGACCGUUUUAAAAUUGUACCUCCGUCUGCGGCUCGCAGCCGGUCCCCCGGUCGUCGCUGCGUGUUAUGAGUUACGAGUGCGAUCGGGGAGCCCUCUCGCCUAGACUCGUGUGUCUCGCUUGAAAUUUGUUUGUGAUGGAAUUGGCACAAAGGAGACUUCGAGUUACAUAGUCGCAUCGAGACAUCGCUCGAUGUAGUCGACCGUCAGGUGCGGUUUCGUGAGUUCUAAAGGGCUCCGAUGAUGAAUUGAUUUACUCUUAUGUAACAAAUUAGCAUUUACUUUUAGGACCGUCUUAUUUGUAGGAGCGAUGAGCACUGGACUUUGAUAUGUUAGUGGUACGUCACACGAGGAGGACCCAGGAUUGUCUAAUACUGCCACUAGAUUUCGCCUGUGAUUCACGUCCAUGUAUUUAUCUAGUCUUAUCGAUCUGUAGGAGCGGUUCGGCAAAAUAGAUUUGAUCACAACUGCUAUUAAUUGUGCCUCUAGUGUCAUUCGUGACGAUUUUUACAAAUACCCGAAUGGAAACUUUACACGUGCGGUAGUAGCCGGAGCUGUGUCGACCUCGAAGGGAGCAGUUCGUCAUCUAUUUUGCUAGACCGUUGUUUAUCCAUUGUAUUUAAACGUUAUUAUUUACCAAGUCUGAUUUUGAUGCUAGUCCAUUUAGUGUUGUAAGUAUUUAUUUGUAAUAUUAACGAGCAGCAUUCCUUAAGUAGUUUUUGCACAAAUAUUAGAUUAUUCGCAAACAAUAUUUUAUCUGUAUUUUUGUAAGCUUCUGCCCGUUACUUGGCACCCGGCGGCGUGUCCGGCUAUCCCUGUUCAUGAUGAUUUUUUAAUAUUAUUAUACAAUAAAUGAAUCAAUAUACAAAUGUAUGCAAAGGGUAAUUUUUACUUGUAAUCGACAUGUUUAUUGUGCUAAGAAUUCAGUAGACGAAAUGGAUCAUUAUAUUCAUAUAUAAUUAUAUAACUAUUUAUCCCGGCUGGAGGUGUUCGUCGAGUCGCCACUAGAAGCACGUGGCCGAGCCACCGUGGCGGCGCUGGUGUCGAGCGCCGACUUGCCGAACACCCGUGGAUGCGUCAUUGUGUACGCGACCUUUAUUUAAUGUGACGCUUGUGUUGGGUCAAAUAGUUUGCAUGACUUGUUUAUAGUACAUAUAGUUAACGGUAAGGGGAUUUCAAAAUAUACCAAAUAAGAAUUGUUAUAGGGUGUAAUUUUAUACUGUCUAAUCUGUCGUACUCGCGCUAUGAGCUUAGGACGUUUGUACCGUUGUUUGGUUGGUACCAAGCGGGAACUGGAAGGCCCCAACCCACUAUGGGCCAGGUUGAAGAAUAAAUACGUACACGUAACACAAACAGUGAACUUGGUCUAUUUGUAUUAUCUAACGUCUAAACAAACAAUAAUUUUGUAUUAAUUUAACCACUUGUUUCUAAUGUAGUAGCUGGUCCCCCUUUUAUUUAUAUUGUAUCGUACAUAUCACCAAAUGAUUCUUUGUGUACUUCUUACAUUCUUUGUAAGUGAUAUCUUGUAACGUAAGUGUUCCUUCACCACAAUCACACUUGUUAUUGGACACUUUUAAAAUGACUCUUCUGACUAUAAAUAUAUUUAUAAUUCUGCGGCCUCUCGGGUAUAUUUGUGAUGUACUGAUAUUUAUAUAUUCUGUGAAAAUUGUGUGACAAUUUGUACCGAAUAUUGAAGGUAAACAAGUCCUAGUGUAGUCCUUGUUGUAAGGGCAAGACUAAGAUUAUUGUUCAAUGUCACAGCGGGAUACUUUGUAUAAUCGCCGUGUGGGGCUUAGAGCUCGUGUAAACUGAUGAAUGUUACAAUAUGAAAAUAAUAUUUAUAACGAAUAAUUGACCAAAUUUUCUAUCUCAACUUUUUGUAACUGUGUAACACAACGGGCCGCAGAAAUGUUCAAUAAAUGUCUACGAAAGAGUACAUUGCUUUGUGUGUUGCAUUGUAUUGUAUAUUUCUUUAUAAGAAUUACAAAUGUUUUUCAAGAACCGGUGAUUGUAAUGUUUGAUCUCGAUGAAACUUGUGCGAGUAAGUUUUAAUUUUAAAUUUUAAUGAUAAUACAUAUAUGGUUUUUAUACAAUUGACGUGUUGUUAUUUUACUUUUGGUAUGUUUUAAGACAUUUUAUAGACAGUUUAAAUGGUAAAAUUAUGCAAUGAAUUAUUUGUAGCGUUCUUUACCCAGGACAUUGUUGAGACGUCAGUGUUUCGAAACCUAUCUCUGAAAUCAAUUAAUUUAACGAUAAUUGCCAUUUUAUCAGUAAAAUCAAAUCUGAUUACUCCGGAUCAUCCUUUAUAUUUUGACUUUGAAGUGUUUCUAAUUAAUGGAUUGUAGUUUUAUCUUAUCUUAGCAGACUUAACAUUUCAUCGUGACCAUAGCAGAUAACUUAGUUUCGGGUGAGUCCGUAAAAUGGAAAGUUCGGUGCAAGUAGCGGACAGGAUCGAUACAGAGCGCAAGAUCUUGUACAAGUACUAUUUAGAAAAUGACUUCUUUGUGUCGCCUGAAGGAAUUCUGAAAGUAUUAGCAACUGUAAGUAUUUUAUCAUCUGAUCGAUGCCGGACACGAUUGCCAUCCUUAAAGGAGACUGAUUUGUCAACUGCACGGGAAAUAUUACACGUUCGCGUGGGGCGGCUGGUGCGGCGCGGGGGCGCGGGGCGCGCGGGGGGCGCGGGCGGCGCGGCGCUGUGCGCGGGGGGCGUGCUCGCCGCGCUGUGCGCGCUGCGCGGGCUGCUCGCCGCGCGGGCGCCCCUGACGUGCUUCAUAACAGUCGAUAAUCUCACUGAUGAUGACGCUAUCUCUUUCAAUAAAUUAAAUAAAGAGUGGGCACCCUCCCCCUCAGGCGGCAUGCACAAAGCAAUGAUACAAUUUUAUUUCAAGACUUGUUUUUUAAGAUUUAUUCAUUCACAGGACAUAAUAUUAUCGACUGUGAUUGGAGUGUCGCUAUUGCUUGUUACCAUUCUGAGCUUCACCCUAUGUGAGCUACGACGUGCUGUCGACUAUGCAUACGGGCCGCUUGCAUUGAUAAGCUCAAUCUUAGUCAUUAGUAGUGUAGUGACGACAUACAUGUCAAUUUCUAAGAAAUGGGAUGCUGAAUCUGGAACAAGGACUAACUGUGAUAAUCCAACAACAAAUGAGUUGGAAGUUUGAGGAGUACAACAAAUUAUUUUUUACUCAUAGCUUUAUUUUAUUUUACAAAAAAAUUUUGUACAAAAUAAUAACAAUAUAAUAUAUGUAAAUAAACAGUAUACA
Nymphalis io (European peacock) is the source of this 3497-nucleotide messenger RNA. RefSeq lists its product as uncharacterized. The record is from RefSeq and is a predicted model, not a curated record. Bases 2658 to 3395 code for a protein of 245 amino acids. The transcript is spliced from 4 exons. Lineage: Eukaryota; Metazoa; Arthropoda; Insecta; Lepidoptera; Nymphalidae.